AUGAACCCGGCUGAAAAGCGGCCGCUGGUCGCCUCGCAGCACCCCCCUUCCGCGCGGCGCCACCUUCCGGGUGCCGCGGCAGCGGCGCUGGUGCUGCUGGUGGUGGGCGGGCUGGUCCUGGUCGCUCGCGACAGCGGCGGCUGGCAGCCGGCGGCGGCACUGCAGCGCGGCGGGGCCUGCCCUGUGCAGAUGUGCCCUCCUUGCGCCGAGACCACCUCGGUCGAGCCGAAAGAGUGCAUACCCCAAGCAGACGUGGAGGCAGCGGCAGCAGCAGCGGCAGCAGAGCAGUGCCCGCCCUGCGAGGAGCUUGAGUGCCCGCCGCCGCCCAAGUGCCCGGCAGCUGCACCCGGCCAGGAAGCGGGGCAGGAUGCCCUGCAGGCGGCGGCAGCCCCAGCCCCAGCCCCGGCGGCGGCCGCGGCGGCGGGCCCAGCAGCCCGCAGCGGCCGCGGCGGCGGCGGGCAGCAGGCAGGAGCAGAGGCGCUGUGUGGGGGCCCCGGGGCCAUCCCGCGUGUGGCAGAUGCGCUGGCGGACAGCAGCCGGCGCAUGGCAGAGGGCGUGAGGGAGUCGUUUGCCCGCUGGGACGACACGGGGUUCACCUUGGAAGAUUUGCUGGACACAGCCGCGGCGCUGAGGAUAGACGGCACGCACGACACCCAAGUGUGGGUGGAGGUCCGCAACAACACGCUGGUGCUGCCGCGCCGGUACGGCCUGCGCUGCACCUGGUACUGCAACGAGUGGCUGAAGCCGGCCCUUACGGUCUUUAACGCGCGCAUGGCGGCGGGCAAGCUGCGCCUGCCGGAGGGGCUGGUCAUGCUCUGGAAUGUGUAUGACUACUCCGCCUGCAGCAAAGACGUGCAGAGCGGGCACAGCGUGUGCUCCGCGCCGCUGCUGAGCGUCAUCAGGCACCAGAACGACGACGAUGUGAUGGUUCCCAACUUCCACCUGAACAACAGGGCCCCCUACGAGCCCCACUCGGUGCCCUGGGACGAGAAGGCAGACCUGGCGUUCUUCAGGGGCACGCCCUGGUGCAAUGUGCACCCGCUCAACGGCACGCGCUUUGUGGAGGGCGGCAACUGCUCGCGGGAGCACCUCCCGCUCCUCACGCUGCGCCACCCGGACCUGCUGAACGCCACCAUCAACUCAGACCAUCACAGGGCCCAGGGCGUGUACGGCCCGCCCGCCACCCACUACGAGCACGCCUGGUACAAGUACCUUAUCAACCUGGACGGCAUCACCGCCUCCAGCCGCUUUGCCACGCUGCUGUCCAUCAACAGCCUGGUGCUGAAGCAGGCCUCGCCCUACCAGCAGUGGUACUACCGUGCCGUGAAGCCGUGCGUUCACUACCUGGAAUUUUGGCGGGACAGCGAGACGGAUGUGCUGGACCUGGUGCGCACGCUGCGCCAGCCAGCCAACCAAGCCGUGGCGCAGCGCCUGGCCGCAAACGCGCAGGCCUUUGCGGCCGCGCACCUUUCGGAGGAAGGGUACUGGCAGUACUGGCAAUCAGUACUGGACAGAUACGUCGAGCUGUACCGUGGCAGCAAGGAUCCAGUUGCUGCCACCGCGGCGCGUGCCGCUGCCGAGCGGAAGGGCCGGCACGCGUCCAAGGCGGGGCAGGAGGCAGAGGAGCAAUGCUACCAGCGAGGCGACGACAACUGCUGGAUGGUGGGCAGGGAUGCGGGACGGGACGCGGCCCAGGCAUGGGAUGACAAGCAUGCGGCAAAAGGGGGCGAUGCUGGCACCAAGCAGCAGCAGGGCCAGCAGCGGGCAGAGGAGGAGGAGGAGCCAGAGGGGGAACAGCAGGAGGAGCAGCAGGAGGGGGAGCAGCGGCAGCAGUUGGAGGAGGAGGAGCAGCAGCAGCCAAAGAAGAAGCAGAAGAAGGAAGGAGCAGAGAAGCGGGUAGCUGGGGGGAGCAAAGAAGAGGCUUUGUUGGCUAAGGAGGAGCAGCAGGAGGGCAGCGACAAAAAUGAGCAGUAG
Messenger RNA from Chlorella variabilis, 1974 nucleotides. RefSeq lists its product as hypothetical. The transcript has 6 exons. Lineage: Eukaryota; Viridiplantae; Chlorophyta; Trebouxiophyceae; Chlorellales; Chlorellaceae. The record is from RefSeq and is a predicted model, not a curated record. The coding region runs from base 1 to 1974 and encodes 657 amino acids.